Molecule: messenger RNA, 4377 nt
Organism: Acinonyx jubatus (cheetah)
Lineage: Eukaryota; Metazoa; Chordata; Mammalia; Carnivora; Felidae
Gene: LRRC10
Product: leucine rich repeat containing 10
Exons: 1
Coding region: 134-973 (279 amino acids)
Molecular function (GO): protein binding
Source: RefSeq, a predicted model, not a curated record
CUUUUGUCCCGCCAACCCCAGGUUAUAAUGGGAGAGGAAAAUAGGCCUCAGGGCAGUCGGCGGCAGCCCCAACCUGCAGUGGGCCCCGUCGGUGAGUCGGUGGGCUGGGGCUCACCCUGCCUCCGGCCUCUUCAUGGGGAACACCAUCAGGGCCCUGGUGGCCUUCAUCCCUGCUGACUGCUGCCAGAACUACGUGGUCAGAGAUCUCCGGGAGAUGCCCGUGGACAAGAUGGUAGAUCUGAGUGGGACCCAGCUACGCCAUUUCCCCGGGCACGUGUGCUCCUUCCGGGAGCUGGUCAAGCUCUACCUGAGUGACAACCACCUCAACAGCCUGCCUCCUGAGCUGGGGCAGCUGCAGAAUCUGCAGAUCCUGGCCCUGGAUUUCAACAACUUCAAGGCUCUGCCCCAGGUGGUGUGUACUUUGAAACAGCUCUGCAUCCUCUACUUGGGUAACAACAAACUUUGCGACCUCCCCAGUGAGCUGAGCCUGCUUCAGAAUCUCCGGACCCUGUGGGUCGAGGCCAACUGCCUCACCCAGCUGCCGGAAGUGGUCUGCGAGCUAAGUCUCCUAAAGACUCUGCAUGCCGGCUCCAAUUCUCUGCGUCUGCUGCCAGGCCAGCUCCAGCGCCUCCGAGAGCUGCGGACCAUCUGGCUCUCGGGCAACCUGCUGACUGACUUCCCCCCCGUGCUGCUGCACAUGCCCUUCCUGGAGGUGAUCGACGUGGACAGGAACAGCAUCCGUUACUUCCCCAGCCUGGCCCACCUGUCGAGUCUGAAGCUGGUCAUCUAUGACCACAAUCCCUGCAGGAACGCACCCAAGGUGGCCAAAGGCGUGCGCCGCGUGGGAAGAUGGGCAGAGGAGACGCCAGAGCCUGACCCCAGAAAAGCCAGACGCUACGCCUUGGCCAGGGAGGAAAGUCAGGAGGGAGAGGCACUUGUCCUGCCUCCUCUACUUCUUCCUCCCAACUCCUGAGGAGCUUCAGUCGUAGGUCAACGCCAAGGAUCCGACUCCAGCAUCUUCUGAUCUCUCCUUUAGAGGGUACAGGAUUGCUCUGGGACACACGGGAUGCUCUGCCAGUGGGGAGUGAUGGAAGUUCAAAGAAACGCCUCACUCACAUUAAGGGAGAAUUUCUGGCCAACAUUUCUCCCAAAGUGAAGUUGGGUGCUAUGGCCGGCCUCACUCUCUGCAAGCAAAUCAGCUCCUCCAAAUAGGUAUUUUGCAACAUUGAAGAGUACAAAGGGCUAGGACAUUCUGUCCUUCUCUACUCCACAAGCGGCUGGUCAGGAUGCUCACGAACUCCUCAAAUAAGGUAUUUACUAAAGAAUUCACCUGAGAGUUCAGGUGGCCUGGCUCCAGCCCUUUGCAGGAUAUAUUUUACUAGGAAUGACCUUAAGUGAUAUGAAAAUAGGGACAAAUUCAGGCCACUUACAAAAGACAUUUCUACCUAGUCAGUCAGACUCUCAGACUCUCAGACUCCGUGCUGUUGCACAGGCUCAAGAUGAAGCUUUUCCCCUGCAGUUGAGUGAAUGCUGAGAGGACCUCUGAUAGAAAAUGCCUCCUGGUGGAGUACGGCUGCCACCUUAUACACUUGACAGUGGUUCAUGCUGAUUUAGCUGGUUUUCCCUAAAGGUCAAGGUUUGACCCCAGGUCUGCUCUCAACUGCUUACUGUCACUAUAAUACUACAAGUCCUCUAGAAAGUAGAACCUCUUGUUGGCAAUGUGGUCUUAUUAAAAUCAAGCCUAGUUGUAACCUGCCUGCCUCCAUGGAGCCCUCCCGUUUAUUCACAUUUACGAAGAACUGAACUGAAUCCCCUUUCGUGGAGGGAAACCACUUUCCAGGAUAUUAGGUUAAAGGUAGCAGGUGAGAAAUCUUUACUUGAAACAAGCAUUUGGAAAUCUGCGUUGAAGGUUGUGGUAUAUAUAAGACACUUCUGCCUCUAGCCUCAGUUUCUUGGAGCCUUUAUUUGGAUUUGACUUUUCUAGAUAGGGCCUUUUGAUGGUCAGUGUACAAGCUUAGACAUUUUGGCCAUUUUUUUAAAAGUAAAUUGUGACCGUUUCUUCUUCCCACAAAUACAUCAACCUUAAAGAUACUGCUGUCUGUGGGUGAUUUAAUAACACAGUCAUGUUCUUGAACCCACAAGGACACAAAAAGUGUCAUAACUAAAACUUACAUGUGUUUGGCUUUUAAAGUUACUUUUGCCAUAAAAGCAUCUUAACUUAGCAAAGUUUGGUUCUAGAAUGACGUUACCCAGCAGACUAUUUUCAUGUUUUCCUACCAUAAAUAUUUCUUGCUAAACCACCUCCCAGUCUGUAGAAUAUCUGCAACCCACUGAUUAGCCUGCUAACAGAUCCCUUUAAUCUUAAAUGUUAUAGGUUUUCAAAUAUUUAACUCCUUUCGUAAUGAGUCCAGAUUCCCAUUACAUAGCUAGGAUUUAUAGUUUAUUUUUUCAUGCCUAAUGACAAACAAAACUAUGCUGUUGAUGCUUAAAACUUUAUGCUAACAGAAUUGCCUCCGAACUGGGUCCACAGCCAGCCUUACAGAUGGCUCAGACUUUUACCUUUGACCCUGUCUUCCUCCUCCAAAGAUUAAUGUGCCCAUCUCUUCCAGUACAACUGUAGGCUAAAGCCAUAUAACAGCAUGAAGCCAACAGAUCUAAUGAGCUAAGUGGUCUGAAUCAAAUGUCAAAUGGUAAACAUUUGGCACACAAAUGGUUUUCUUCUAAAAUAAUACAGAACAUUUCCCAAACAAUGGUUAAAUAUUCAACACUGAUUUUGCUAUCCAAAAAUGUUUUCACUAUAGGGUUUCAAUCUUAUAAAAAAAUAACCAUGUAAAUGUAUAUUAACAUUUCCAUACCUCUCUGAUGUUUUCUUGAAAUUCUGACAUAAUUACAAAGUUAAAAAGGGGAAAUGAAGCACCAAAUGUAACUUUACUCCUAAUUUUAAAAGCCCUGAAACACAAAAUGUUAUGCACCAGAGAAAUUUAUACAGAAUUUUAUUUAGCUUCUCUAAAUACAAAUGAUGCCCACUAAAAUCUUUUAUCUGAAAUGUAACAUCAUUAACAGUUCAUAAUUUUACACUUAAAAAGUGGGCUUGCACCCUAAAAAUCAGCUAUAUGCAAAUUUUAACUAGAAGCACAUAUCCUACACACAGUAAUACAGCAGUGUAGUAUGAUGGUAAAGAGCAUGGCCUUUCUAACUACGUGAGUUCAAAUCCCAGCUUUGCCAUUUCCUAGUCACUUACCAUCUGUGUCUCAGGUUGCUCAUCAGUAAAAUGGCAAAUUUCCAUCUUUGAAGGCACUGUAAGGAUUACCAAAUUACUGUGUAAAAGGCACACAGAAUAGUGCCUGGCAGGUGACAGCUAAUGUUUACGUAACAUGUUCUUUUUAAGAAGUGUUACACCAUGCAGCAUGGUAUUUCUACUUACAAGCAGUCUAAUUCUUUGGUUGAAGGGAAAAACAUGAUGCUAAUAGAACAAAAAGGCCUUUUCUGGCUCGGUAAAAUUUCCAGCAACAGUAUCUAUAGUCUUGAAUAUAAGAAAAAGAACAACAAUGUGGUGAAAUGCUUCUGGCUUAUCUAACUGGGAAAAUACACCAACAUGAUUACCAAGGAUUUAUUCAAUUUCUAAAUGAAUAUACUUUGCCCUUUUCCUGUUCUUCUAGAAUGCGCAAAAUCACCAAGGUACAUACUUGGAAAAUGUGACUAUUUCUUGACACAAAACCCAUGUAUCCUGAGAGGCAGGAGGCAUGGGAACCGAAGACACGGGCAUGUGUCUGCUGGACAUUACUCUCUGCUUUUUGUCACUGUAUAUAUACGCCCUAUAAUCUCACUACUGUAGAAAGAGUAUUAAUGCUACUUAUAAAACAAAUUUACAUGCUUUUCUUCCUUUCUAGAGGAUACACUUCUGCAGAAUAGGAAACAAAUUUUGAAUCCUCAGUGCCUAGUGUAAUUCUUCCACGUUUGCCUGGAUUUUGGAGAUUUUAUCAUAUGCCAGCCCACAGGGUAGGGGGACAAACAUUUAUGGAGCACAUCUGUAGGGCAGUCAGGUACUAUCUUCAGAGUCUUGUGUAAGUUAAUUCAUAUAAUCUUUUCAAUAAACCUUUGAAAGAAGUGUUAGGUGUUGCUCAACUUAAAAAUAAGAAAUCUGAUGGGGCGCCUGGCUCAGUUGGUUGAGGGGCCAACUUCAGCUCAGGUCAUGACCUCCUGGUUCAUGAGUUUGAGCCUUGCAUCAGGCUAGGCUCUCUGCUGUCAGUGAAGCCCACUUCAGAUCCUAUGUCCCUUGCUCUCUGUCCCUCCCCCACUCGUGCUCUCUCAAAAAUAAAACAUUAAAAAUAAAAUUAAAAAAUAAGAAAUCUAAAAUCUGGUUUGUCCUUAUUAUUU